Tigriopus californicus is the source of this 802-nucleotide messenger RNA. Its product is annotated as E3 ubiquitin-protein ligase RNF185-like. Gene Ontology annotation, cellular component: endoplasmic reticulum. Lineage: Eukaryota; Metazoa; Arthropoda; Copepoda; Harpacticoida; Harpacticidae. The record is from RefSeq and is a predicted model, not a curated record. Gene Ontology annotation, molecular function: ubiquitin-like protein conjugating enzyme binding; ubiquitin protein ligase activity; metal ion binding. Gene Ontology annotation, biological process: ubiquitin-dependent protein catabolic process.
GGCGAGCAGGCGGGUCCAUCCACGCCCAAUCCCAACCACGACAAACCUCCGCCUCCUCCACCGGAUCCAACCCAGGACGACAAUCCCGCCUCGGAUUUUGAGUGCAAUAUUUGCUUGGACGUGGCCAAAGAUGCCGUGAUCUCGCUCUGCGGCCAUCUCUUCUGUUGGCCGUGUUUGCAUCAAUGGCUGGAAACGCGCCCGCAGAAGCAGAUCUGUCCCGUUUGCAAAGCGGGCAUCAGUAAAAAGAAAGUCAUCCCGUUGUAUGGGCGUGGCAAUGCCGACCAGAAAGACCCGCGAGAUCAGGUCCCGCCCCGCCCCAAAGGCCAAAGACCCGAGCCGGAGACUCAAAACCCGGGCAGUAGCUUUUUCGCCCCCUUCGGCGGAUUGAAUGGAGGCGUAGCUCAGAUGUCCUUGGGGAUCGGGGCUUUUCCCUUCGGAUUCUUUUUCUCCACUUUCAACGUGGGCGGCGGGGGCGAUCUGGGGCGUGCUGGGGCCAAUCAGGCUGCCCCGGGCUCGGUCCAACACCAGGAAGAGGUGUUCUUGAACAAGGUGUUCUUGGCCAUGGCCAUUGCCUUCAUCUUCUGGCUCAUGAUUGCAUGAAUGCCCAGCAACCAACCAACACCUUGUCCGGUUUUGUGAUACAUUUUUCCAACAGUUCUUUUUUUAGCGAGAGAAUGAAAGAAAUAAUCUUAGAAAUGCUAAAAAUAAUAAAUUGAUAAUUCCUUGUGAAUAAGUCGUUGAAAUCUAUCUCUAUGUCAUAGCCGUUACAUUGCAUUUUUCCAGAUUUUCAACCAUGUUGCAG